AUGGCGUCACAAGCAGCAUAUGCGGCUGAACAGGCCAUCGGCCAUCAGGGCGACGCCGUCACGGCCCAGGAUGUGACCAACUACCCAGAAGGAAGCGACAGUAGCGACACAAUGAAGGCACUCGUAUGGCAGGGCAAGAAUAAGGUUGAAAUAGUCGAUGUGCCCAAGCCCAAGAUCAUUGAGGAAACGGACGUCAUUCUCAAGGUCACUGGCAGCACUGUCUGUGGCAGCGAUCUCCAUCUUCUUCAUGGCUCUGUGGUGCAAAUGAACAAAGGCGACAUUCUCGGCCACGAGUUCUGCGGUAUCGUCGACCAAGUCGGAUCGGCUGUGAAGAAGGCCAAGAUUGGCCAGCGUUAUGUCGCGUCGUUCCAGAUUGCAUGCGGAAACUGUUUCUAUUGCAGCCAAAAGCUGUCGUCUCAAUGCGAGAGAACGAACUCCAACACGAUGGAGAAAUCCAUGUACGGCUCCCAGACGGCGGGCAUGUUCGGCUACUCCCACUUUACGGGUGGCUUUGCCGGAGGCCAGGCCGAGUAUGUACGCGUUCCGAUCGGAGACGUGAAUCUCCUCGAAAUCCCCGAUAAUGUACCGGAUGAGAAGGCCUUGUACUUGUCCGACGUGCUCGCCACCUCGUACAAUGCUGUCAAAGACACCGCAGUCUAUCCCAAGGACCAGGUUGCAAUCUGGGGUGCAGGACCUAUCGGCCAAAUGGCUGGCGCAUUCGCCCUUGGCGAAGGUGCGUCCAAAGUCAUCUUCAUCGACACGGAACCGCGCCUAUCAUACAUCAAGUCCAAGUGGCCUUCGGCACAUGCGGACAAGUUGGAGCUUGUCGACUUCAAGAAAUUGUCGAGCGGCGUGACCAACAAGGAGACUGUUGUAUCGAAGCUGAAGGAGCUUUGCGGCGGAAGAGGCCCGGAUGUUGCGCUUGAGUGCGCAGCUGGAGAGUACCCCAAGGGCUGGCUCCACACCAUCGAAAUUGCCUUGGGCGCCGAGACCGACACGAGUGAGAUUGUCAAUGAGAUGAUUGAGGGUGUGCGCAACUUUGGUCGAUGUGGUAUCACAGGCGUCUACGUUGGGUACACCAACCAUUUCAACAUCGGUUCACUCAUGGAGCGUGGUGUCCGCUUGAUUGGCAACGGACAGGCACCUGUUCACUUGUAUUGGGAGGACUUGCUCAAGAGGAUCCAAAGUGACGACAUUGAUGUUUAUCAGAUGUUGUCGCAUCGCAUUCGUCUCGACGACCUCGGCAAGGUUUACUACAAGUUCGAGAACAAGGAAGACAGCAUGCAGAAGAUUUUCGUUGAGACAAAGUUCUCGUCUCCGAGGGCAGAGGGAUCACCAGAGCUUACAACAUAUUGA
Messenger RNA from Colletotrichum gloeosporioides, 1356 nucleotides. RefSeq names its product putative zinc-type alcohol dehydrogenase-like protein AdhB. The record is from RefSeq and is a predicted model, not a curated record. Bases 1 to 1356 code for a protein of 451 amino acids. Lineage: Eukaryota; Fungi; Ascomycota; Sordariomycetes; Glomerellales; Glomerellaceae. Gene Ontology annotation, molecular function: zinc ion binding; oxidoreductase activity. The transcript is spliced from 3 exons.